AUGUCCACGGAACGCCGCAUCAAAUGGUUGAAAACCAGAAUCAGAAGCCUGCUUGCGUCGUUCAACAUUAUUCAGACCUUCGUCGAUAACUAUCAGGAGGAAAGAGAUGCUUUUGAAGUUCCAGUUCGUCUCGAGAGUCUCAACAAGCUAUGGUCAGACAUUCAGAAAGCACAAUCCGAUCUUGAGUCCGUCGACGAAGCUACCCUCGAAGAACAGAUCAAAGAACGGACUGACCUUGAAACGGCGUACUACCGGGUGAAAGGUUCACUGCUAGCCGUCAAUAAAUCGCCUACAUCCCCGUUCGUCCAUUCGUCUUCUUCUUCAAGCUCGCAAGUCCCUCUCCAGUCUUCGCAUGUGCGUCUGCCCGACGUGAAGCUGCCUAUAUUCAGCGGAAAUAUCGACACCUGGCUCAACUUCCACGACCUUUUCGUCUCUUUGGUGCACACAUCAGUUGAACUAUCGAAUAUUCAAAAAUUCUACUAUCUUCGUUCGUCUCUCGCUGGUGAUGCCCUGAAACUUGUUCAAUCAAUUACUAUCAGUGCGAACAAUUAUAUUGUGGCUUGGAAUUUGCUGGUGGAGCAUUACCAAAACCCUGCGCGCUUGAAGCAGACCUACCUUGACGCUCUAUUUGAGUUUUCCACAUUGAAACGUGAAUCCGCGACCGAAUUACAUUCACUGGUGGAGAACUUCGAGGCUAAUGUAAAGGUGCUAAAACAACUCGGCGAGAAAACCGAGUUCUGGGACAUUAUACUCAUUCGCAUGCUUAGUGUCCGUCUCGACCCCACAACUCGGAGAGACUGGGAAGAGUUUUCGUCCACUCAACAGAUCGUGACAUUUGCAGAUCUAACGUCCUUCAUUCAGCGAAGGGUUUCUGUUCUACAAAUCAUCCAGGGAAAAGUUGUCGAUACACCAGCGUCUACCCAGCAGUUCAAGAAAUCCAAUCAACGUGCGAUUGCAAGCCAUGGAGCAACUCAAACUCAACCCAGUCGUAAAUGCGUCAUCUGCUCGAAUCAUCACCCGCUUUACUUGUGCCAAUCUUUCUCAAAACUCGAUAUUGAAGCGAAAGAAAAGGAAGUUCGUCGUCACCAGCUCUGCCGCAACUGUCUACGAAAGGGACAUCAAGCUCGAGAUUGUUCUUCGUCGAGCUCCUGUCAGAAAUGUCGGAGUCGCCACCACACACAACUCUGCCCCGAGGAGAAAUCAGUAUCUGCCAGUUCUAGGGCUGGGGAAUCAUCUAAACUGUCAUCACCAAAUCACUACGAGCUUCGUGAUCAAUCGAGAACAUCUGCUCCUGCAACAGUGUACAAACCUUCCAAUCAUGCCAGCUUUAGACAAUCCCAGAAAAGUGUGCUUUUGGCUACUGCUAUUGUUAAAAUCAUCGACGACCAAGGGACAGAACAUGCAGCAAGAGCUCUUCUCGACUCUGGUAGCGAAUGCUGUUUCAUCACCGAAUCAUUUUCACAAUUAGUUAAAGCACAGCGCAUAAAAAUCGCAGUUCCAAUUUCAGGGAUUGGACAAUCUUCAACGUUCGCACGAUAUAAAAUCACGGCUUCUAUAAGCUCUAGGGUCUGCGACUUUUCCACUCCAGCAGAGUUUUUAGUUCUUCCUAAAGUAACGAUUGAUUUGCCAUCUGCUUCUUUCGAUGCAUCAUCGUGGAAUAUUCCGCCUGGCAUACAACUGGCUGAUCCGUACUUUUACAAAGCUAAUUCGGUGGACAUCAUUAUAGGAGCUGAGGUGUUUUUUGAACUGUUCAAGGUUUCUGGUCGCAUUAAACUAGGCGAAUGUCUCCCAAGCUUGGUCAACUCCGUCCUUGGUUGGAUAGUUUCGGGUAAGGCCCCACACAGUACUCAAAAGUCUUCAGUAUUUGCAAACACCGCCACCAUCGCCGGGGUGCAUGAGCUCAUCGAGAAAUUCUGGGCAAUCGAAGACGAUAACUCCUCUCCAAACUACUCGGUCGAAGAAGCAGCCUGUGAGGAACAUUUUCAACGCACGGUGAGACGGAAUACGGAAGGAAGAUACAUCGUCCGCUUACCUGUUAAGCAAGACGUCAUUAAUCAGCUUGGUGACAACCGUCGCACCGCAGUUCGACGUUUCCACAUGCUAGAAAGCCGCAUGCGUAGGAAUAUAGACAUUGCAGAACAAUAUUCCGCUUUCAUGGAUGAGUACUUUGCUUUGGGCCAUAUGAAGCACAUGUACGAUUACCAAUCUCCUCCUGUCCUCUGCUAUCACAUGCCCCAUCAGGCGGUAAUUCGAGAGUCCAGCACCACCACGAAACUGCGUGUGGUGUUCGAUGCAUCGUGUAAAUCUCCAGAAGGACCAUCACUCAAUGACGCUCUCAUGGUCGGCCCCAUUGUCCAGCAGGACAUUCGCUCCAUAAUAAUGCGCUCGAGAAUUCGUCGCAUCAUGCUAAUUGCAGAUGCAAAGCAAAUGUAUCGCCAGAUUCUCGUCGACGAGCGUGACACUCCGCUGCAGCGAAUAAUUUGGCGAAAGUCUCCCGAAGACGCAUUGGAUACCUACGAGCUUGUCACAGUUACCUACGGGACAUCGUGUGCACCCUUUCUCGCUACUCGUGUACUUCUACAGUUAGCAGAUGACGAACAACAAAACUUUCCGAUUGCAGCAGAAGUCCUACGCAAGGAUGUUUAUGUGGAUGACUUAUUCUCAGGCGCAGACAGCAUCGAGGAAACAACUACGCUACAACGACAACUAAAUGAACUUCUUUCCAAAGGUGGAUUUCAACUACAUAAAUGGGCAUCCAAUGAAGAGGCUGUUCUUGAAAGUCUACCAAUAGAAAACCGAGCGCUACAAACAUCCUUCGAUUUUGAUCGGAAUCAAAGCAUCAAAUCUCUUGGUUUGCACUGGGAGCCUGCUACCGACCAGCUGAAAUACCAAAUUGAUCUCCCUCCCGAUAUUUCUCCAACCUCUCUUACCAAGCGAAUCGCAUUAUCACAAAUUGCGCGCCUCUUCGAUCCCCUCGGACUGUUGGGCCCUGUCGUAAUCACCGCAAAAAUUUUCAUGCAGACUCUUUGGACGUUGAAAGAUGAAAACGGUAAACCUUGGAGUUGGGAUGAAGAACUUCCAGUGCCGAUUAAAAACCAUUGGCACACCUACAUGAUGGAAUUACCAUUUCUGAACGCUCUUCGAAUAGAGCGAUGGGUUCUCUCACUGAAACCCGCAUUCAUCCAAUAUCAUUUCUUUUCGGAUGCUUCACAGCACGCAUACGGUGCAUGCUGUUAUAUCCGAUCUGCCGACACUUCUGGUACCUUUAAGGUAGCAUUAUUGACAGCCAAAUCAAGAGUUGCACCUCUCAAACAGCAAAGCAUUCCACGGCUAGAACUAUGUGGAGCACUUCUUGCAGCUGAACUAUACCAGAAGGUCUCGCAAUCGCUGGAACGGCCUGGCCCAACGUUUUUUUGGGUCGAUUCGACAACUGUACUCAGCUGGCUGAAGGUUACGCCAUCAACGUGGACUACAUUCGUGGCGAACCGGGUAUCAAAAAUUCAACAAUCAACUCAAAACUGUUUCUGGCGUCACGUUUCCGGUCAAGAAAACCCAGCGGAUUUACUUUCGCGUGGUAUAAAGACGGAGAACAUCAUCGAAAACCAACUCUGGUGGAAGGGACCCAACUGGUUGCAGUUAGCUCAAACAUCGUGGCCAAGCCAAGAACCUGAAACUGUCGCGGGCGAGAUUGCUGAAACAAAAAAGCCAGCAACAGUAUGCACAGCAUUGUCCGAACCAUCCUUCAUCGAUCUUUUUGCGGCGCGAUUUUCAGAUUACGACCGUAUGCUGAGGGUGGCUGCGUAUUGCCAUCGCUUCAUACAAAAUUGCCGGAACUCUGCAGUCAGACCAACAACAACUUACAUCACCACGGAAGAAAAAAUCGCAGCAGAAGUCACUUUAAUCCGAUUGGUUCAACAGCAAUUUUUUGGCGAUGAUUGGAAGCAGCUGGAAAGGACAAGUCACGUUUCGUCGAAAUCGCGCCUACGCUGGUACCAUCCAUUCAUAUCUGAUGAAAGCCUAAUUCGCAUUGGAGGUCGCCUGAGGAACGCAUCGCAACCAUAUGAUACCAAACACCAGAUAAUUCUGCCUUCAACACAUUCAUACUCGAAGCUUCUCGUUCGCUCGUACCAUGAAAAACACCUACAUGCAGCACCGCAACUUCUCAUUACUGUUCUCCGUUUACGCUACUGGGUCAUAGGGGCCAGAAGUCUGGCCAAAUUCACCGUUCGGAACUGUGUCAAAUGCGUUAAAGCAAGACCACAAAUUUUGGAGCAAUUUAUGGCUGAACUCCCCGCAGCACGCGUAACAGCAACUCGUCCUUUCUCAGUAUCUGGUGUCGAUUAUUGGGGACCGAUAUCACUACAACCCAUGCAUCGACGAGCGGCACCACGCAAGGCUUAUGUCGCAGUUUUUGUCUGUUUUUCCACUCGCGCCGUACACCUAGAACUGGUAAUGGACUUGAGCACACCCAAAUUUCUUCAAGCUUUACGUCGCUUCGUAUCGCGUCGAGGUUUGUGUAGCGAUCUUUACAGCGAUAAUGGUCGCAACUUUGUCGGGGCUGCCAAUGAACUGCGAAAACUCUUGCGGAACAAGGAACACCAACAAGCCAUAGCACAAGAAUGUGCAAAAAACAGAAUCCGUUGGCACUUUAAUCCACCAAAAGCUUCACACUUCGGUGGACUGUGGGAAGCUGCCAUAUAUUCUGCCCAAAAGCAUUUCAUCCGGGUGCUUGGAACUCACACUCUGGCACAGGACGAUAUGGAGACUCUGCUAACACAAAUUGAAUGCUGCCUAAACUCUCGACCACUAAUCGCACUGAGCGACGAUCCAACUGAUUUUGAGGCAUUAACACCUGGACAUUUUCUUGUCGGAUCUGCACUGAAAUCCGUGCCGGACGCCGACAUCACAACUAUUCCUUUGAAUCGCCUUCGACAGUGGAAACAAGUACAAAAAAUGGUUCAGCUUAUUUGGAAGCGCUGGCACUUUGAAUAUUUGUCGACACUCCAGCCUCGCACAAAAUGGAUUAAACCACCGAUAUCCAUUCAAGUCAACCAACUAGUUCUCCUCAAAAAUGAAAACACUCCUCCCAUGGCGUGGACAACGGCAAGAAUCGUCGAAAUUCAUCCUGGCUCCGAUGGCAUCACAAGGGUAGUGACCGUUCAGACUCCAACUGGCCGCUUCACUCGACCAAUUUCCAAAAUAUGCUUGCUGCCAGUUCCACCAAACGAAGCAGGGGAUAAUCAAACAACUAGUACCAAACAGUCAUCAUCCAACACAAAGUGA
Molecule: messenger RNA, 5283 nt
Organism: Armigeres subalbatus
Lineage: Eukaryota; Metazoa; Arthropoda; Insecta; Diptera; Culicidae
Exons: 1
Coding region: 1-5283 (1760 amino acids)
Biological process (GO): DNA integration
Molecular function (GO): nucleic acid binding; zinc ion binding
Source: RefSeq, a predicted model, not a curated record